This is a messenger RNA of Acaulospora morrowiae, 498 nucleotides long. Lineage: Eukaryota; Fungi; Glomeromycota; Glomeromycetes; Diversisporales; Acaulosporaceae. The record is from the annotation of a GenBank genome assembly.
AUGAAUAAUUAUUUACAAUCAAUUGAUAAAAGGGAAGAGUGGAAAAAUUUUUAUAAAUAUUCGAAUCCGAAACAUCCAGAAGAUGAAGUGAAAAACGUCUUAAUUGAUCGAAUCGAUGUAAUUUGUCCGGGAUUUGAAUAUCUUGUAGAUUUUGAUUGGGAAGUUGAAAGAGGUUAUUCGAAUAAAGGAAAAGGUGAUCUGAUUUUUGGAUCCGAUUGCGGGGUUUAUUUGAUAGUUGAAACCAAAUCUCUUCACCCAGGAAGUGGCAGGACUGCUCAAGUUUCUAGACAUAAUUCUAGGCAUAAGGUUAAAGAGCAAGCUAAUAGAUAUAGAGAAAUUGCUAUUAGAAGAUUUGGUAUAAAUGCUAAAGUAAUUGGAGCUACAUUUACCAAUGAAGAUUAUCAAAUUCAUUUCCUUGAUGAUUAUGAUGAACAAAUCGCUAAACAUAAUCCCGAAACUCAAUUCUUGUUUUUAUGGACCGUAUGGUUUCAUUAUUAA